This is a messenger RNA of Aspergillus wentii DTO 134E9, 1329 nucleotides long. Its product is annotated as putative monooxygenase. The record is from RefSeq and is a predicted model, not a curated record. Lineage: Eukaryota; Fungi; Ascomycota; Eurotiomycetes; Eurotiales; Aspergillaceae. The transcript is spliced from 3 exons. The coding region runs from base 1 to 1329 and encodes 442 amino acids. Gene Ontology annotation, biological process: secondary metabolite biosynthetic process. Gene Ontology annotation, molecular function: FAD binding; monooxygenase activity.
AUGGCGCAAUCACCAAAGGAUCUUAGAAUCGCCAUUCUCGGCGCGGGCAUGGGUGGAUUGACCUGUGCCCUUUCGCUGGCGACUGAAGGAUUCAAGAAUAUCGAUGUGUAUGAGUAUGCGACCGAUUUGGGCUUUGUUGGAGCUGGUAUCCAACUGGCUCCUAACAUGGCGCGUGUUCUUGACCGUCUGGGUGUGUGGAAGGGUAUUGAAGCGGAGGCUGUCAACAUUGAAGAUACCAGCGUUAGAGUCGGCGCAACUGAUACUGAACUCGCCUACGUCCAGCUCAAGUACAUCCAAGAGACUUACGGAUACCCUCACAUGGUCGGCCACCGGUCUUCUCUGGCCAACGGUCUCUACCAAGGCUGUCUCGCUCACCCUGCUAUUAAAUUCCACUUUUCGACCAGCGCCGACGCUGUCGACCGAUACGGCCCUCAGCCCUCGUUCAUGGCUAUCCCCCGUCAAGGCGAACCGUACCGAGUUGAAGCCGACGUCGUCCUCGCCGCCGACGGCAUCAAGAGCAAGACCCGCGACGAGAUGUUGAAGAGACUCAACAUCAACGCCGGUAUCAAAGACACCCACCAGGCCGCCUACCGGAUCAUGAUCCACAAGGAGCAAAUCAAAGACGACCCCGAACUGCUGGCCCUCAUGGAGAGCACACGGGUGACGCGCUGGAUUGGCGAAAAGCGUCACAUCAUCGCCUACCCCGUCUCCAACAACACCAUCUACAACCUCUCCACCACCCAGCCCGACACCAACUUCGCCGCAGCCACCAACGCGACCUAUACCACCCGCGGAGACAAAUCCGCCAUGCUGAACGUCUUCGGCGACUUCUGCCCCAUGGUGCAGCGCAUGCUCAACUACGUCCCCGAAGGCGAAGUCUGCGAGUGGAAGCUGCGCGUCCACGAACCCCUCCCCACCUGGGUGCACGAGUCUGUCGCUCUCGUCGGCGACGCCUGCCACCCCACUCUUCCCCAUCUCGCGCAAGGCGCCGCCCAAGCCAUCGAAGACGGAGACGUGCUCGGUGUCGUCCUCAGCCGCCUCCCGGACACCAAGCCCGAGUCCAUCAACAAGGCGCUCCGCGUGUACGAAAAGGUGCGCAAAGACCGCGCCUACGCCCUCGUCGACCUGGCCGCUGCGUCUGGACGAGCGCUGCAUCUCGGCGACGGCGCCGCCAAGGAAGAGCGAGACCGACAGUUCGCGGCAUUGAAGCGUGGUGAUGGCCCCGUGCCGGAUAAGUGGGCGGAUGCGGAUGUGCAGAGGGAGAUUUAUGGCUUCGACUGUUCCAAGGUGGCGCAUGAGUCGUUUGAUGAGUACUUUAACGCGCUGUAA